Molecule: messenger RNA, 4546 nt
Organism: Paramisgurnus dabryanus
Lineage: Eukaryota; Metazoa; Chordata; Actinopteri; Cypriniformes; Cobitidae
Product: dual specificity testis-specific protein kinase 2
Biological process (GO): protein phosphorylation; actin cytoskeleton organization
Cellular component (GO): nucleus; cytoplasm
Molecular function (GO): protein serine/threonine kinase activity; ATP binding
Source: RefSeq, a predicted model, not a curated record
GCGAGAAUGCGAACGAGAAUGCGCAGUGCUGCGCGUCGCCUCUUCAUAACAGUGUGUGGAUACUUUGAUGUAGGCUACUAUCAUCAACAUCAGCAUCAAAGGCUUUUAUCAUCGCAGAAGGGUGACAGUGAAAGACAUUGAAAUAAACUAGGGGUUUUUUAACGUUACUGGAAGUGGACCAUCGCAGCGUCAUUAUGCAUAUGAACAGUUUACUAAACCGGUGGAAUGAGAUUUCAAACGUAUGUGAGGUGGAUACUCCAGAACCGGUCAGCCCCACGCUGCUCAGCGAGUCCACAGAUACGUACUGCCAGACGGAGUGUUGGUACAGACUUCGUACCACCGUCCGCAAGCUGGAAUUCUGGGAAGACUUCAGCGCAGAACUCAUCGGAACCGGAUUCUUCUCUAGAGUCUACAAGGUGAUGCACAGCACUACGAAAAAGGCCAUGGUUGUAAAGAUCUAUAAAAAUGAUGUGGAUCAGGACAGCAUUGUAAAGGAGAUCAGCCUCCUUCAGAAGCUCUCCCAUCCCAACAUUGUGAGGUAUCUGGGAAUCUGCGUAAAGGAGAACAAGCUGUACCCCAUUCUUGAGUAUGUUAGCGGAGGCUGUCUGGAGGAGCUGCUGGCCAGGGCUGACGUCAAUCUCUGCUGGAGAGAGAAAAUCGAGCUGGCCUGUGAUAUUAGCCGAGGAAUGACCUAUCUCCACUACAAGAACAUCUACCACAGAGACCUCAACUCCAAGAACUGCUUAAUCCGCGUGACCUCGCGAGGCAGAGAGGCGGUGGUUACUGAUUUCGGCUUGGCCAGAGAGGUGGGGGAGCUGCCCGCGAAUGACCCCGACAGGAAGAUGUCUCUGGUGGGGUCGGCGUUCUGGAUGGCCCCUGAAAUGCUCAGAGGAGAACCGUACAACCGCAAGGUCGAUGUCUUCUCUUUUGGGAUCAUGCUGUGUGAGAUCUUGGCAAGAAUCCCUGCCGACCCAGAAGUGCUGCCCAGAACCCAGGACUAUGGGCUGAACAUGGAGUCGUUCAGAGAGUUGGUGCAGGGCUGCCCAGAGCAGGUUCUGGAAAUUUCUGCCAGAUGUUGCCAGAUGGAUGCCUUCAGAAGACCUUCAUUCUCAGAAAUUCUAGAUGAGCUUGAGGACAUUGCUGAGACCCUAGAGCCUACAAACAACAUCCUGACCACAGGUUGAUCCUUAUCAACAAAGUCAUGGCGGACUAAAAGUAUUAAUGGACUUGGCUGCAUGGGAGUCUGCAGUGAUGGACCAUGACUAGUACUUUUUUCCUCUGUGAAGGGAACGUAAUGGAGGACAAAACCACUCAACUGAACGGCCACUCAAUUUUCAGUUCUGCACACCCCUUCUACAGUGUGUGACACUGAAUGAUGGAGCGAGGGCAAGCGAGAGGUUAAAUGUUUCUCUUUAUUUGUUUUUUCCUGUUGUGUCGAAAUAAGUAAUUCUUUGGGGACCAACUCGAAAGACCAAAUAUUCUCUGGACCAAACCUUGAUUCCUGCUAAAUUGAAAGCUUAAGCAGAGGUUGCACAGAUCUGGAAAAAACUAAACCAUGGAAAUUCAAGUGUGCUGGAUUUAUUUUGCAUCUUGCAUUUUUUAUAUGCUAUCUUACGUACAUGUAAAAGUAAUUGGCCUUGACAUUUACUAUUAAUUGCCCAUUUUUACCUUGUUAGUCUGUCUGUAACUGUUAACAUACAUCAGAUUGGUGGAAUUAAUUCAACACUGUCAAUUAAAAGGUUUGCACAUAUUACAUAAAGCUUAGCAAACACGUUAAAAACAUUAUUUAAAUGAAUGUGUUUUAAGCUUUGAGCAAUUUUCUCAGGUCAUACAGACUGGUUUCUUAGUUUUUCUACGUUGCUUUGGAGCAUUUCUCAAAUCUUAUAAAAUGUAAGCGAAUUUGUGAAAAAAAAAAUCAACCAAAUGGAAUAAAAAAAAUUCUUGAAUUAAGUGUUUAUGAAAAAAGUUAACUUAUUUCAAGAAAAAAUUUUUUUAGCUUGUUUAAGCACUAAUUUUCUUUGUUUAUAUUUUUUGUCUAAAAACUACUUAUUUUCUUAGGUCAUUUUGCUUAUCUAGAAAAUACAUUUAAGAAGUUUUAGAUAUUUUUACUGAAAAAAAGACUAAAAUAUUAAGAAAGUAAUUUUUUUGCACUAAAAAGCCUGUAAAAUCCUGUAAAAUGUUCAAAAUCCUUAGGGCGCACUCACAUUAUCCAAACCAAACCAUGCCCCAGCGCGAUUGUCACCCCUCCCUACUCCCCCAGAUUACAGACAGCCCUCUCACAUGUCAUCAUAUUGCUUAGUUGAUCUGUCACGUGUGCAGCUCGGACAUUCACGUAACCCCGCUGCAUCAAAAGGUUUUUACGGAGGCAGAUGAACGUGAGUGGUCGCGCAACUGACGUCUUCACCUUUUGAAUCACGCUCAGGCGCGAUUGCGAUCACACCACAGCCUUCCGCGCCUGAGCCCAAGUGAACCGCGCUCCGGCCCACCUCUGCAACCCGGCCGCGGCGCGAUUAAACAAUCCGCGCCCGGGCACGGAACAGAGCGAUCACACUAGUCAAACAAACCAGGCUUUGGGGUUCAAACGUGCCCGAGCGCGGUUUGGUUUGGAUAGUGUGAGUGCGCCCUUAGCUUAUCUCUCAAUUUUUACAUCAGUGAACAUGUCAGUUCCAUCAAAAUGUGAACACAAUUACACUGCAAAAAUGACUUUCUUAGUAUUUUUGUCUUGUUUUCAGUAAAAAUGUCUAAAAAAAAAACUCUUAAAUUAAGAUGUAUUUUCAUGAUGAACAAAAUGACCUAGAAAAAUAAAUAUAGUUUUUAGACUAAAAAUAUGAACUUUUAAGUAAAUGUUUGCUUAAAACAACCAAAUAAAAAAUCUGCCAAUGGAAUAAGAAAAAAUUUCUUGAAAUAAAUUUACUUUUUUCUUAAACACUUAAUACAAUAAUUGUUUUCUUAUUCCAUUGGCAGAUUUUUGCUUGUUUUAAGCACUAAUUUACUUAAAGUUUACAUUUUUUUGUCUAAAAACUAGACUUAUUUUCCUAGGUAAUUUUGUUCAUCAAGAUAAAAAUACUAAGUAAAAAAAGUCAUUUUUUGCAGUGUAUGUGUGUCAGUAUUUUGUGUUGUAAACUGUGAACGAAUUCACAUUUUCACCUUUUGUCUGUAAACAAAUUACACACAUUGUUAUUUUGAAAAAAAUACAAAAAUAAUUGGAAUGUUCACUGUAAACUGUACGAAAUGUCACAUUUCUGUUACUCAAAAUUUCAAGAUUCACUUGACAUUCAUUUUUCAAUUCAGUUCACAUUUACAAAGGACAAAAAAAACAUAGAAAACAUGCUUAAUUCCUAAAUGUUUUCAGGUGUAAGACUAUUUAACACAAAACAGUAUAAUGUAUUUUGUUGUAAAAUGCAGCUGAAAAUGUAGUAAACAGCAGUCUGAUUGUAUCAAGCAUUUGCAAUUUGUCCAAAACAAUGAGAAUGUGCUUUUAUGUUGUACAAAACUGAUUAACUCAUUCCCCUCCAGACAUUUUUUGAAAAGUUGCCUGCCAGCAUUUUUUGUGAUUCUCACAAAAGUUUCACAAAAUGCCUUCCAGAAAAAUUUUCUCCUAAAAAUAUAUAAACAUACAAAUAUAUCAAAUGAAAGAACAGACCCUCUGCUUUUAAACAAACAAAAAAAAAAUGGGGGAAAAAAACGUUUCAUCCUUUUUCUGCUUAUAAACUCUUAAAUAUGAGUAUUUUUCUUUGAAAAAAUUAAAAAAAUAGCAAAAAGCUGAAAAUUGGAAUUUUGUUAGAGAUCAGAAUAAGAAUGAUUAUCAAAACAUACAAGAGUUUAAAAUUAGGAAAUUUUUGCUUCUGUUUUUUAUACAUUGGCCGUCUAGUGGAUAAUCGCAGCAUUACAGAUAAACAUAAAACCUCAUCAGGGACACUUUUUUAUGCAAAUGUUUUCUCUUAAUAGACAAGGUAACUUGUCAACGGCGGGGAAAGAGUUAAUGAUUUGGAGGUUGAACAAAGUGUUCUGAAAACUUAUAAUUUCUGAUCUGAGAAAUUCUCCAAAGCAACUGAUGAAAAACUGUAAACAUGAGGAGCUCACAUGCAAAAGCCCCUAAACGCCACCUCCGUCAAAAAUGAGAUAAUGACAAUAACCGAACGCUUUUGCACAUAUUAUACAUUCAUCAAAAAAUGUCCCUUUAAAUUUGCUAAAUUCCGGCCUCAGGCCAUUCAGAAAUAUAGUUUUAUUUUGCAGAAUCCGAUAUAAAAAUGCUUAUUUACAAGAAAACAUGUCAGACGCACAUAGAGGGUUUUGCAUUUGAGAUCUUUAUAUGUAAAUAUAUUUUCUUGUAAUUUAAUGGAUGAUAUACGUUGUACAUUUGUACAGUAAUAGGAAUUCUAGAUGAUGCUGAGGUAGUUUACCAGAAUCUAUUUUGUUUACUGAAUUCAAAUCAGUUUGUAUUUCUUACUCUAUUUGUGUACUGUACAUGGUGUUUGGUUAAAUAUGGGCACAUUUAUAUUUCUAGUUUAUUAGUUAAAACAAUAAAGUUGUAUUUGAUUACUUU